Messenger RNA from Pelodiscus sinensis (Chinese soft-shelled turtle), 2114 nucleotides. It is a transcript of the gene GPR157, whose product is annotated as G protein-coupled receptor 157. The record is from RefSeq and is a predicted model, not a curated record. Lineage: Eukaryota; Metazoa; Chordata; Testudines; Trionychidae. Gene Ontology annotation, biological process: adenylate cyclase-activating G protein-coupled receptor signaling pathway; cell surface receptor signaling pathway. Gene Ontology annotation, molecular function: cAMP binding; G protein-coupled receptor activity. Gene Ontology annotation, cellular component: plasma membrane.
CGCCCCGCCUCGCUGGCGGCUUCCUCUGUUCCCUUCUGCAGCUGCCUGCCCCUCCCCUCCGCCGGGCCCCUUCCCCGGGCUUCCCCUCCUCCUCCAGCCCUUCGUUUUCCUUCCCAGUCUGCUGAUUCCUCCCCCUUGCCUGCUCUCUCCCCUCUGCCUGCUCCCCAGAGCGCCCUGCCCCCCCCAUGCCCCACUCCCCCAUGCCCAUGGGGGCCAUGCCCCCGACGGAGCUGCACCCCUUUGAGCGGAUCAUCGUGCUGGUCUCCUGUGUCCUCUCCUUCCUGGGUGCCAGCCUGCUGGUCUUCACCCAUGCCCUUUGGCCCGAGCUGCGGACGCGUCCCCGCCAGCUCCUGCUCUACCUGUCCCUGGCCGACCUCCUUUCGGCCGCCUCCUACUUCUACGGGGUGCUGCAGGACUUCGAGGCGUCCUCGUGGGACUGCGUGCUGCAGGGCGCCCUGUCCACCUUCUCCAACACCAGCUCCUUCUUCUGGACCAUGGCCAUCGCCCUCUACCUGUACAUCACCAUCGUGAGGGGCACGCCUACCGGCAUGGGCCUGCUCUGCUUCUUCCAUGUCAUGAGCUGGGGAGUCCCACUUGGCAUCACGGUGGCUGCUGUCGCUCUGAAGAAGAUUGGUUAUGAUGCAUCGAACGUCUCUGUGGGCUGGUGCUGGAUCAACUUGGAAGCGGAGGAUCGGAUCCUGUGGAUGCUGCUGGCAGGGAAAUUGUGGGAGUUGCUGGCAUAUGUGAUCCUACCAGUCCUUUACAUCCUCAUCAAGAAGCACAUCAGUAGGGCGCGUGCAGCCCUCUCCGAAUAUCGCCCCCUACUGGCCAGGGCUCCUGCCUUUCAGCCCAGGACUUCCAUAGCAGAUAAGAAGUUGAUCCUCAUCCCCCUUAUCUUCAUCUUCCUCCGCAUCUGGAGCACUGUCCGGUUCAUCCUGACCCUCUGCAACUCCUAUGCCGUGCAAAAUUCAGUCCUGGUGGUCCUGCACGGAAUUGGGAACACGUUCCAAGGAGGUGCCAACUGCAUCAUGUUUGUCCUCUGCACCCGUGUGAUCCGGACCCGGCUGCUCUCUUCCCUUUGCUGUGGUUACUACAGAGGCUUGAAUCAGCCUUCGCAGAGCCUAGAGGGGGGUUACCAGCCUGCCGAGCCCUGCAAGAAUAAGGAUGUUGAAAGGACAAAGGCUAAACUCACAAGCACCUGAGCCUUGAAUUUCCAUGGCUGAGUGUGAGACUCCAUCAUUCUCGGGAACUGAAGUACCUCCAAGUGCCUGUAGAGGGAGCCAGCGACCUGAGAAAAAGAAACUCCCUCUUGGACAAUUAACAAGCAGGCCAGGACUGAUGGGGUCUUUAUGGAAAUCUCCCUCCACGGAAUUGAGAUCUCAGCUGCAGCUACCUUAGCUCAAGAUUGCCCCGAAUGCGCUACUGGGUGGCAUCGCAACUUCCAGUCUCAUCGCCACAGCCCUCCUGCGGAGGUUUACCACUUGUGCUGUUUUACUAAGGGGAUUUCUCACCCGACGUGUGGGGUGGAGGGAAAUCCACAAGUGGAAGCACCUUGGACAUGGGAUAUAUUUAUCGCCUGUUACAAGAGGCCUCCUACUCUUCCCUUUGUGGAUGGGGACAAAGUUGGCCAACUUUGUCUUUGUUCUCCUUGGCUGGGAGGUGAGGGGUUGUCUUGGAUGUUUUGCUCCUUUUUCAGGGCCUCAGCAGUUUGUCUUCCUUCUAGAUUUGAGAUGUGAAUGAGCUAGGGUAGCUGCUUGAUUAAAGGUUGGUUCUGUGAACAGUUUGGUACUGAGGGUAGCUAAGUGGGCAAGCAUGUCAACCCAGCCAUCAAGCGACAGCAUAGAUGUAUAGACACAUCUUGUUGCAAAGAUCCUACAUCCAGGUUUUCCUUUUUCCCCAAGGCAUAAUUUGUUGAUAUUAAUGCUCUCCUCCUCCCACCAUGCUUUUUAAAAUCGCAGCUGGGACUUGAGGAAAUGCUGUCCUUUUUGGAAUACGUCCUGUUUACAGCUCCUCGACUUUCCUGAUGCACUUCCAAAAUUUUUAUCUUUUUAACAAAGUCCUUACCGGAUUUCUGUGUCUGUAUAUGGACAGAGAUCUGCUUCCGAUGCAUUUUU